GUCAGAGCGUCGAUGCGACAGAGUUUAUAUAUCCCCAAUCCCUCCUAGCUUUCUCCCAUCGUCCUCUUUAUAUAUCGACCACCACCUAGGCCUAACCAGACAUCGCACCAUUCUCCCCGCAUCUCUUUCUGCUUUAAACUCGGUCUCGUACCACCUCGCGUUCAAAUGGCUACUCUAACCAUUACCGCGACUGCAUAUAAUCACUCUUCCAAACCACCCAUCUCUUCUCCGCUCGCGUCCAAUGCUCCAACGCGCUUGCCACCAAAGCGUCCGCUGUCCAAUGGACACGCUUUCCCCACCUCGAGACCACUGCGUCCGUUCCCCUCCAUCAACACCAGUUUCUCGUCAAAUGGUCCUAAAUCAAAACCGACCAAAAUCAUCGAGCCACCUAAAAACUUCCGGGGAGAGUGGGUUCUGAACCUCACUCAGGCCGAGUUCAGACGCCAGGACUGAGGUGCCAUGUUACGUCCUCUUGUCUCGCAAACUGCUUCGGAGGCCAAACCUCCGAUCCAUCCAUGAGGGUUCUUCCUGCCCAUAACUUUUGUCGGCCUCGCCCAUAUCGCAUGUUCGUUCCGUCAACUCAGUACAUUUAUCAUUCCUAUUCCUCGCCCUCAUGGUCACACUGUAGAACUAGAUCAAAAGCAUCCCCGUUUCAUUACUGUACGCCCUCCGUUUCUCUGUUACCUUACUUCCUUGUAAGCUUUUUUUCUUCAUCGUUUCUUUUUCCCUUUCACUGUUGUGCAUUUAAUUGAUUCACCCCUUCCGCUUCUAUCACAUUCAAGUCUUUUGCAUCUUCAUUCACUGUUCCCGCAUCUUUAUUAUUUUUCCUCACACUUCCGCCUCCGUAGGUCUUGCAGCAGUCUUUGGUUACGGUAUGUUGUUGUACUAUUAGAAUACCGAGAACGUGACUUCGAAUCGUAUAUACCCAGUUACGCUAGUUCAUCAAUGAAGAAGUUGUUGCAGAUGUCAAUGUAUUUAUAACGAGGCUCAGAGAUGUG
Molecule: messenger RNA, 998 nt
Organism: Somion occarium
Lineage: Eukaryota; Fungi; Basidiomycota; Agaricomycetes; Polyporales; Cerrenaceae
Source: the annotation of a GenBank genome assembly